Molecule: messenger RNA, 1310 nt
Organism: Saprolegnia diclina VS20
Lineage: Eukaryota; Oomycota; Saprolegniomycetes; Saprolegniales; Saprolegniaceae
Exons: 8
Coding region: 42-1058 (338 amino acids)
Molecular function (GO): protein binding
Source: RefSeq, a predicted model, not a curated record
AACGGGCUCAACCGUCGCGCGAAUAACCGCUCGGGAUCGCGAUGCAGCGGGACAAGGCGAAGCGACGCGCGACAGCAACGACGACGACAACGCUGACAAAUGCCGCCGCACUCCAAGAUCAUCUCAUGCGGAGCUUGGAUUUGCGGCUGCCACCGAGGCGUCUUCGACAGCCAAAGCCAUCAUCGGCCACGGCAACCGCCGCCAGCUCGGUUGUCAAGGACAUUAGUAGUAGUGUCUGUGACCCGAUGUCCGAGUACCGGCGCGUUUGGGUCUGUGACGAGUGCACGCUCGAGAACCACGAUGACGUGGCGCGCUGUACGGCCUGCCGCGCGUUCAAGCCCGUGGCGCGGCGGCCGCGGCUCACGCUCGCGCAAAAGAAGGGCCUCGUGCCGGGUCCUCCGCCGCGACUCAACAACAACCAGUGGGAGGACGUCGAGCAGCAGGCCGAAGCCCGCGGCGACGCCGAGUACCCAUGCUCUAUCUGCCGCGAGCCGUUUGGCGUACACGCCAAGGUCCUCUUGAGCUGCUCGCACAUGUUCCACCACACGUGCCUUACGAGUUUUGAGCGCUUCUUGCGCACGACCGACCGCGUCUGCCCGCUCUGUCGCAAACAAAAUUACGAAAAAAAGGCAACGCAAAGUGGCGAAGCGCACUUCCGCAGCAUCUGCGCGCGUCGGCUUCAGGCACGCAUUCGCGGCUGGCUGGCGCGAAGACGCUACACAUCGCUCCUCGCCCACUAUUACAAACAGGGUUAUGGCGACCCCCGCCGGCGAUCGCUCUUUUAUGCCUCCAAGGUCUCGGCGAUCAGCAGUCGCAUCGUGCGUGCGAUGAAGGCGCGCGCCGACUCGAUCGACGCACUCCUCGCCGAGUUUGACGAGAGCAUGAGCCGGAGUCGCGCCAUCUUCAAUGGCGAGAACAACCAAGAGACUGCCAAGGGCAAUGCGUGGCCAAAUGCGCUUGCCAAGGUUCUGCUUCUUCGAUGUCAAAAAAUCUUCGAUCGAACGCGUAGGCCACGGCGCGCAACGAGGCCGAGUGUCCCAUUUGCCUCAACGCCAUGAGUGCCAAGGCCGUGACGCUCUUGAGUUGCUCGCACGUCUUGCACGCCGAGUGCUUGGUCGCGUUCGAAUCGUUCAACAUCUACGAAGUGCACCUGUGCCCCGUGUGUCGCGGGCACUAUGAAAGCCGCCGUCUCCACUGCGAUAUGUCGUCGUUCGCAGACUGAAUUAUUUGCGGCGUGGGACUUGCGUUGCAUCCAGAGCGUCCGAACGCAUCCAGUAUAAUGGUUUCAAAACAGUGCUUUUCCACACAAA